AUGCCGUUGGUGCAUCUCAAACAGCUGGACUGGGACGGCCCUGUCACAGUUCUGAGUUUGCAGCCCGCCAUCCAAGACCUGGCGAGUUGCGUCGAUUCCUGGCGGGAGCCGUGGGGACGGAACCAGGCUUCUGAAAGUCGGGUGCGCGGUGCCCUCAAAUCUGACGGAUCAGUGAGUCCCAACGCUGCACAGGGGCAGAAACCUGCAACGCGACUGCCAUGGCCCCAGCUUCUAUUGCUCAGCCAUGACUGGGUGGCAGUUGGCGUUGUUCUGUGGUCAGCAGUUGUGGCAGGCAAUUGCGGGCACUUCGUGCAGAACACGAGGCCUCAAGACUUUACUCCGGAAUUCUUUAAGGGUCUUGAAACUGGAGUCUCAGGCCUUACGCCGAUGCUUGGAUCGAGUCCGGGCAGCCUGGGCUAUGUCAAAGGAGAAUUUCAUCGCUCUGUGGAGUUUCCGGAGGCCCAGAGGGAUGAGGAAUUGCAGAAAGCGAUCUGCCAAAAGAUUCAGGAUGCCGUUGAUAUCUCAGAUGUAUUCAACAAGGUUGCAAUUCAUGCUGGGAAGACCAGUCCCAAGACAUUGGUCUAUGCUGUGCACCGGAUCGCACGCUACUGCCGCCUCCGAAGGCAGGACAUUGGUCCCACGCGUCGGGCUGCCCGGUUCCUGUUACUGUUGGAGAGCUUGCAGCGGAAUCUGGCCCACUUGGAUGCGCAGGUUUGUAGCAGAUCUUGCAGGUUUCUGGAGCUGACGGAAGCCCAAACGGGUGCAGACAGGAUCAAGAAAUUUGGAGUGAAACUUCCGAAUGUUGAGCGCUGGGUGCAGCUGCGGGCGGCCCUGCGGCAGCCGGUGAAUCACCUGGUGCUGCUGAAUCCCUUCCUGCCGUCAUCCCAACACCAGGAGUUGGUGCGGCAGCGGCACCUUGAGCCCCACCCAGUGGUGCCGUUGGUCUUCACGGCCAAGGGUGGAGUCCAGGGCCAGGGCGAGGAGGAUGAAGGCCUGUUCUCAGACGCGGGCGGCGAUAAAUUGGAUGCCAAUGCAGUGGAUUCUGAGAUGCUUCCCUGCUACUUUUUAGAUGGCGCCUCAGCGAUUGCCGCUGCGGUGAUGGAUGUGGCACCAGGGGCGUCUGUUUUGGAUCUCUGUGCGGCGCCCGGUGGCAAAUCCGUCAUGUUGGCCUCCAUGUUGUUCUCGACCGCCAGUGACGAGGUGUCGAAAGCUGGUCGGUUGGUGUGCAACGAGAUGUCGCGGCCGCGUCUGCAGCGACUGCAGAGGGUCAUGUCAUCCUUUCUGCCAGCGGAAGUGCUCAAUGCAGGUGCCACAGGGCGUGUUGCUCUGAGCAAUGUGGACGCAGCCAGUGGAUCCGUGCCAGUUCCUCUGCAAAGACUGGCUCCCUUUGACUAUGUCCUGGUUGAUGCACCGUGCACCUCAGAUCGGCAUUUGGUUCGUCAAGGGUCGGCACUUGCCCAUUGGGCAGCUGGAGCGGUGAAAGCCAAUGCGGAGAGACAGCUGGAGCUUGUGCGAUGUGCGGCCGCUUUGGUGAAACCGGGCGGCUUGAUUUUGUACGUGACCUGUGCUCUUUCGGAAGUGGAGAACGAUGGUGUGGUGCAAAAGUUUCUGAAGAAGUUUGGACAGGGCUUCGCACCGGAGCCGCCCCCGGAGCACACCAAAGCCCUGCUGGAAGGCGCUGAUCUGACGGCCUUUGGCGUGCGAAUCGGAAACAACUGGUGUGAUGUUGCAAUUUACUCAGUGGAUGUGAAGGGGCAAUUUGAUGUUGAAGAACCUGCGGGCUUGUGCCACCAACUCUUCGCCCGAGUGGAGGAAUUCAGCCCCGCCAACCUGGCCAUCAGCGCCUGGAGCGGUGAAACCGAAAUGCCGGGUGGAAACGAUCUCGUCAUGAAGCGCCUCAACCGACAAGCCCUCGGGCGCCUGCAGGUCUCAGUGAUUUUGUCCGCCGCCAGCUUUCACCUCGAGACUCAGCACUUCACCAUGGAAGGCUCGGGCAGCGAGCCCAGUGAGCCCGAUGGCGAAGAGCCAACUGAGCCAACGGCUGAGCCAACGGCUGAACCAACUGCCUCAACCCAAGCCCAAGAGGAGGCCACAGAUGAACCAGCUCCAGAAGUACCAGAGGUGGUACCAGAUGCUGCGGCAGAAACUCCUGGAUGUGAGGCUGAGGAAAAGGUGAGAGAGGAAUCUUCUGGAGAAGCUUCCGAGUCUUCUUCUGCUAAAGGCACAAAGGUGCUGAAAGUGCAUGCGGGCAUCGCCAAGGAGGAGCCCAACAGGCCUCAAAUCAGCUCUGGAGUUGAUCGUGGCGCACCAUUUGUGCGAAGCUUCCAGGAAUUCAAGGACAUGGGGUGCAAGGAAGCAGCCCACGAGGUGUUGAGGCAGGGGCUGCAGUUCUGUCCCGGCAGUCCUGCCCUGAAUGCCUUGGCGCGAAGCGAGGGCCUUGAGCCGCUGGGAGGCCACAACGAGGGCGAUAGCAGUGAGGGGAGCAACCAGCUGAUGGAGCAGCUGCGGCGCAGGGAGCUGCUUAUGCAGCAGAUGCAUAUGGCGCAGCAGCGACAGAGGAUGCAACAGAUCCAACAGUGGCAGGCCUGCUUGCAGCAACCCCGUUACACACCACCUCCACAGCUUCCUGAGCCUCAAACGCGCCCAAAAGUGCCGACCAGGCCAGCUGCACUGAAAUUCUUUGAUGAGCUGGAGUACCCUGACAAGACCAAGGCCUCCCGCGGAAUCAAAGCAAUGGCACUUGGUGCAGUUGGUGGCAUGAUGGUGUGGUUUUGGGCAUCAUGUCCGGCACACUAUUUUGUUUGGUCGUUCCUGGCUUGCCACCUGGCAUGUAUUGUAUUGCUGCGCGACUAUGGAGGGGACAUUGGCUUGCUGGCAGUCUGUGCGGGCCUGGCGUUUCAUGCUGGCCAUGGCUUAGCAGACUUUUUGGCCUGGAAUUUGGGUGGUGAAGAUUCUCUUGGCCCUUGGGCCGCUGUGGUGGUCUUUGCAUGCAUUCUCUACCUUCAGGGUUAUUUGAAAGAAUGCAGCACCCUGCCGCCGGACUACAUCUCCACUCUGUCCUUCUUCUUCCCAGUCUUUCCUGCCUAUGAUGCAGCUGUGGCUUUCAGCUGCUUGGAGUUCUUCUUGGAGUGGCGAUAUCUACCCGACUUCAAGCUUUGGCGUCCUCUCAUUCUCUUGGGUUUGAUUUGCAUGGCUGCAGGUCAGGCCUUGGUGAUCAUCGCGGCGCAAACUGCAGACCGCAACUUUUGGGCAUCGACACGUGAAUUGGAAGAGGAUGAGCUGGUGGGUCUGGAAAUUCCGAAUCGCCGAGUAGUGCAAGAAGGGGUCUAUGCCUGGGAAAGGCAUCCAGCAUAUCUGGGAGCUCUUCUUUGGGGAAUAGGCACGCAGCUUGCCCUCUGCAAUCCGGUGAUGCUGGUCAUGGUGGCAUUUGUGCUCUGGGCUUCUUUGCUUCAUGUGACCAUGGAGGAAGAGAAGGAGCUCUUCGAUGAGUUUCCAGGCCAAUAUUCCAACUAUGCGGCAGUGACCACCACCUGGAUCCCCGGAUUUCCUGUGCUACUGGAAAGCUCCUCAUUUCAGCGGGAGAUGGAAGACACCGCUCCAGAAGAUGGUGGAGAGAUGGAGCAAGAAGAAAGUGAAGAGGAGAUGAUAGAUGAAGAAGAUGACCUACUGCCAACGUGGGAAGGGGUGAAGAAAGGCGGUGCCUUAUGGAACCGACAAUUUCAGGUCCCUGAAAUGGCGAAUGGGGAAGAAUGUGGGACACCAGAAACGGUCAUCCCAGGCAUGGUGCCCAUGGCUGCCACGCUUUCCGACUUUGAGGCGCAAAGCUUGGCGAAUCUCUCCUGGGCAGAGGCCACCAUGCGCUUCAAAGAUGAUGUGCUCAUGCAUCACAUAGCCGGGGAGGCGCUGCGCAAGAUGGAUCGCUUCUCUCCGCAGCAUGUUGCCAACACUGCCUGGGCAUAUGCCACGUUGGGGCGCCGAGCUGAUGCCCUCUUCAAGGCUCUUGAGGCCCGAGCUUUGCAAUUGCUCCAAGAAGACGCUCCUGACUUUGUUGGCAUCUCAGUGGAAGGUUUCCUCAAAGGACAGAAAGGACACUUAGCCACCAGUGAUGCAAUGGGAUGCUUCAGCCGCUUCAGUGCAUGGCAGCCAGCACCGCUGAAUGCUCAAGCAGGAAGUAAAGGACAUAUGACGCCAUGGAUUGCUGGAUUUGGGGCCUUAACUUGA
Molecule: messenger RNA, 4221 nt
Organism: Cladocopium goreaui
Lineage: Eukaryota; Dinophyceae; Suessiales; Symbiodiniaceae
Source: the annotation of a GenBank genome assembly